Messenger RNA from Sphaeramia orbicularis (orbiculate cardinalfish), 1258 nucleotides. Its product is annotated as homocysteine S-methyltransferase YbgG. Gene Ontology annotation, biological process: S-methylmethionine cycle. Lineage: Eukaryota; Metazoa; Chordata; Actinopteri; Kurtiformes; Apogonidae. The transcript is spliced from 8 exons. Gene Ontology annotation, molecular function: S-adenosylmethionine-homocysteine S-methyltransferase activity; zinc ion binding. The record is from RefSeq and is a predicted model, not a curated record. Bases 86 to 1069 code for a protein of 327 amino acids.
AAAGGGAGGACACUGUACACUGUCUGACGAGCCUAUGCGUAGAUAAUUGUAAGACGUCAGUGUGUUUUAAUUAAAGUGUUUCUCAAUGUCUGCCUCUGCUCGUUUAAGACCCUACAUGACUGAUAAUGGACCGUUAAUCUUAGAUGGUGGACUAGCAACUGAACUGGAAGCGCAAGGAGUUAAUUUACAGGGAGAUCCAUUGUGGAGUGCCAGACUUUUGCACACCAAUCCCCAGGCUAUAAAAGAUGCCCAUUACAGGUUUCUCCUCAGUGGUGCUGAUGUUAUCACAACAGCCACAUACCAGGCAAGUAUUCCAGGUUUUAUCAAUCAUCUGGAUGUGACCUCUGAACAUGCCAGGGAGCUGCUGAUGUCUGGAGUUCAUCUGGCUAAGGAGACAGUGGAGACUUUUGUGUCUGACAACCAUUCCAAAGGGCGAUUACAACCACUGGUUGGUGGCUCUGUUGGACCAUAUGGAGCAUUUCUUCACAAUGGUUCAGAGUACACUGGGACGUAUGCAAAAGAAAUGAGUAUUGAGGAGCUUAAAGUUUGGCAUCGACCACACAUUGAAUGCUUAGUUGCAGCAGGAGCUGAUCUCAUUGCUUUUGAGACAAUCCCAAGUGUCAAGGAAGGUGAAGCGCUGGUGGGGCUGCUCAGAGAAUUCACAAACACUAAAGCCUGGCUCUCGUUUUCCUGUAAGGAUGGGCGGUGUAUAUCAGAUGGCAGUCUCUUCACUGAUGCGGUCCAGAUUGCCAGUAAAUCCAUGCAGCUGCUCGCGGUAGGAGUGAACUGCUGUUCUCCAGACGUGGUGGAGUCGCUGCUGGACUCUGCAAAGACACUGCUGAGCCCAGACAUGAGCUGGGUGGUCUACCCCAACAGUGGAGAGGAGUGGGACACUGAGAAGGGGUGGCGAACCUCAGAGAAAGCAGCAGCAUCGAUCACUGAGCUUAGUCAUACAUGGAAGAGGCAGGGCGCUGCUUUGAUAGGUGGCUGCUGUCGUGUUGGUCCUGCUCACAUCACAGAGUUACGUCAACAGUUAAAGGGAAGUCACACUCCAGCCUCUACAGCGUGACCAGAAGAGGAAUGAACAGCACUGAAGAAAAACAUGCCUGUUGCAGGAGUUUAUAAAAAUCUUAAUUUAUUGGAAAAUAAAGAAAUAAAUACACAACUACAUCAAAUCCACCUCGGUGCACAAUGGUAUCUGUGUUGGGUUAAAGACAAAUGGCACCACAAAGGUGCAAACAGAAGUGCAAGAACAAAU